Messenger RNA from Pseudomyrmex gracilis, 4581 nucleotides. Its product is annotated as protein aubergine-like. The record is from RefSeq and is a predicted model, not a curated record. Gene Ontology annotation, biological process: regulatory ncRNA-mediated gene silencing. The transcript has 12 exons. Gene Ontology annotation, molecular function: protein binding; piRNA binding. NCBI's taxonomy places the organism in Eukaryota, Metazoa, Arthropoda, Insecta, Hymenoptera, Formicidae. Gene Ontology annotation, cellular component: P granule. The coding region runs from base 173 to 2815 and encodes 880 amino acids.
CCGCAUUCAUUGCUUGGCGAGACGCUAGGUCGGUCGUUCCGGAACAAAGAAUCACGCCCUCAAUCACCCGGGUGAAGAUCCAUAAAGCAGUCCCGAUUGCAGUCUUUGUGACCGUCAAUUUUUUAUUGUUUUUUAAUUUAUAAAUUGACAAGCUCAGUACCGAGACUGCAAAAUGCGUAGUCAAUCUAGAGGCCAACCUGGCCGCGGACGUGCAGGCAGUCAACAACAGCAGAGUUCUGGACAGAGACAACUUCCUCAUGCUCAAGCAAGCAGCGAGCAACUUCGCAGACCAGGACAAUCUGCAACUGCAACUCCUUCAACAAGUGGAGGACGUGGUUCGCAACAUCAUACCGAGAAAGGCGAUGCGUCUGGAGUUCAAACAAUAGGCAGAGGACUUGAGAAACUGACAGUAUCCGGAGAUGGAGGUGGCGAUGCUGGUGCCAUGCAACCAAGUAGAAGAGGUAUGAGCAGAGGCAACAGAACUUUGCCUGGUGAUAUUCUAAAACCUACAAGACCAAAAGAUUUGGAUAGUAAGAAAGGAGUAACUGGACAAGCUAUAAGGUUGUACGCUAAUUAUUACAAAGUACUUAAGGCAACUGACUGGUCUCUUCAUCAGUAUCGCGUGGAUUUUGCACCUGAAGAGGAUAACACCUUUGUUCGCAAAGGUUUACUUAAAGUACACAAAAAGGCUCUCGGCAUGUAUAUCUUUGACGGCACUGUAAUGUACUCAUCUAAUCGAUUACAAGAUCAAGUCCUCACUUCGAAACGUGAAUCCGAUCAAGAAAUCAUAACAAUCACCGUUCGGUCUGUUGGCGAUAUGGUACGGGGUGAUUCUCACUAUCUUCAAUUUUUCAAUAUAAUCAUGCGGAAGUGUUACGAACAGCUCAAGUUGAAGCUGGUUGGUCGCAAUUUUUACGAUCCCCAUGAGAAGAUUAGCAUACCUACAUUUAAAAUGGAAGUGUGGCCAGGAUACAUAACUUCUAUUCGUCAGCACGAGAAUGACAUUUUGAUGUGUGCAGAAAUAUCGAGCAAAGUUAUGCGAUCAGAAACAUUGCAUGAAAUUUAUCUUGAAAUACGCGAGAGAUACGGCAACCGCUAUCAAGAUGCUUUUAGCCAAGCUGUGAUCAACACGGUAGUUCUUACCGCAUACAACAAUAAUACCUAUACAAUCGACGAUGUGGACUUCAAGACAACUCCUGCGUCUCAGUUUACAUUGAAAAAUAACGAAAAAAUAACAUAUAUACAAUACUACAAAAAGAAAUACGGCCGCGACAUAACAAACCCUAAUCAACCGAUGUUAGUGGCGAAAUCAAAAGUAAGAGUUCGACAGGGCGGACCAGCGGAUCUCAUUUAUUUAGUGCCAGAAUUGUGUAAUGCCACAGGCUUAACAGAUGACAUGAGAGAAAAUUUCAAACUUAUGCAAGCUUUGGCUCAGUAUACGCGAUUAGGCCCAGAAAGUCGUAUUGAUAAAUUAUUGAAAUUCAAUAGAAGACUGAACAGUAAGCCCGAGAUUCAACAGGAAUUUAAAGAGUGGAACUUGCAAUUAGACAACAAGUUGCUCGAAAUUCCCGGGCGUUUACUGCCACCUGAGACACUUACAUUUGGGCCGCCGGCAAGAGACAGUCACCGCAGACAGAUAAAACCUACGAAUGGCGACUGGACGAGAGAGAUGCAGAAUACGACUUGCUUGACUUCGGUAGAGUUGAAAGAUUGGGUGCUAAUAGUUUCGGAGAGAGACAAAAGAGACAUUGAGAGAUUUGUUCCAACGCUGAGAAACGUAGCGGAAGGUGUAAGGUUCAGGAUAGCUGAGCCAAGAGUAUGCACUAUCUCCGACGACCGUGCAAAUACUUACAACAUGUUUUUGGAAAGUCUGUUAAGUAAAAAAAUACCGCAGCUAGUAUUUUGUGUUGCUUCGAACAAUCGCAGCGAUCGUUACUCCGUGAUUAAGAAAAAGUGCUGCGUAGAUCGCCCUGUGCCGUCACAGGUCUGUUUGAAGAGAACUCUCGGCCACAGGAAUAUCAUGUCUAUCGCCACAAAGAUAGCGAUACAAAUGAACUGUAAAUUGGGUGGUGCACCAUGGACCGUAGAUAUACCAUUAGACGGACUGAUGAUCAUUGGUUUCGAUGUCAGUCAUGACACGAUUGACAGGUCUAAAGAUUUCGGUGCAAUGGUGGCGUCCAUGGACAAGCAAAUGACAAGAUACUACAGUACAGUUUCGUCACAUAGCGACGGCGACGAACUGUCGAAGGAUCUGUGCAAAAACGUCUGCAAAGCCGUGCAGAUGUAUCAUAGAAUCAACAAUGUGGCACCGAAUCGUAUCGUUGUUUAUCGCGACGGUGUCGGUGAGGGUCAGAUACCGCAAGUUCAGGAACGCGAGGUCAAACAGAUAAGGAAAGCUCUCGACAGCUUGUAUACAAGCUCGUAUAACGGCCAAAAUUAUAAGUUUGCAUUUAUAGUCGUGACAAAACGGUUGAACACGCGACUGUUCAAUAACAAAAAUAAUCCCGUUCCGGGUACGAUAGUUGACGAUGUUAUAACUGAUCCGAUGAAGUAUGACUUCUUUAUUGUUUCGCAACAGGUGCGACAAGGCACGGUGACGCCCACCUCGUACAACAUUAUCGACUCGAAUAUCGGUUUGGAUCCAGACAAAAUACAACGUCUGACGUUCAAACUGACACAUAUGUAUUAUAAUUGUUCAAAUACUGUCAGGGUGCCAGCGCCUUGUCAUUACGCUCACAAACUGGCAUUCUUGAUUAGCAGAUAUGUUCACAAGGCGCCGGAAAAUCAUCUACAGAAUAUGUUAUAUUUCUUGUAAACUUUGCACACUUGCGUUUCUUUUUAAUGCCAAAUCUGCAAAACCUCAUCGUUUUUAGUUUUUUUUUUAUAUAUUUGAGUUUUUUUUUUAUAUAUAUAUAACAGGUUGUAUUUUUGUAUUAAGAUUACGAAGAUACAUUUAAGACAUAAGUGAAGUCAAACAUUUACAGGACGAUCUUACAGUCUGGAUUGAUUUCUUUUUGUUUUAUAAGAAAUUAUAAAUAAAUUUAUAGUUAUAUCGACCAGUAUAGAUUAAGUAUCGAGUAAACACGUGUGUCACAGAGAACACAGUGUCGAAUAAGAAGGUGCAUGUCGACGUUUCGCAACGAAAUGCAAAACAGGCAUCUUGGAGAUACGUCGUUUCUAAAAGAACUCGAGUGUUUGUAAGUAUCGUAUGAAAUGUAAAGAGCACGCGGUUACCGCAUAUUAACAGACCCAAUGACACAGAGAAGAUGUGUUUAUUGAACAAAAGAUCGCGUCAGAUAGCGAACUUUUUUAAUAGCAUUGUGACGCUACAGAGCCAAAUUGUCGACUCUUUAAGCAAGUGACGUAAAUCAAAGUGUGCCUGUCCGCGUGAUUUUUUAUAUUAGCGUUAAAUGUCAGAAUAAGCACCAGAAGUUACCAGAGUGUGUAACGAUAAUUUUAAGCUGAGAAGUUCAAUAUAUAAUGACGUUUGACGUUAUUCUUUCGAAGAUAUUCCAUAUCAUCUGCAUUUUUCACACACAAUAUCCGGUCAAUAUUGUAUGACAAAGUUGAGGAACACGAAAAAAAUUGAGCAGUAAGAUCUGAGGACAUUGUUUUGCCGUUUUGUAGUUGAGAAAAUGGUUUGUAAUUGUGUGGCGUUGAUUUGCUCAAUACUCGAGUCUUACCGCUCAAGUAUCUUCGUGUGUUUUUGACUUGAUUACUAUUUACUAUUUUUGUAAUUUGUGUGUGAAUUUGCGAUUAUCAAUCUUUCAACUCGAGACGCAUCAGCUUCAAGUUCCUAAUAUCGUUAAACGAUAAGCGGACAUCAGUAUUAGUUCUUUUCUUGAUGAUUGUUUUUUUUUUUUUUUCCCCUCACAUUUUGACUUGUUCGUCUGCUGAUGCGCAACACACAUUGAUUGCAAAUCUCUGUUACAAAUGUGCCAUAACGUGCGACGCGAUGGGUGUUACUAUAAUUGGUAUUGCUAAGUGUAAAAAGCGCAACAACUUGUGUGGCGAACUGUAACUUGUCGGAAUAUUUAAUUCCGAAAAAUUACAUUUAUCCGGGCUAAAAUAAGACAAAUUCUUUCGCGUUCAAUCAUGAAAAAUUCUGAAGAAUUGCGUUCACUCGAGCCAUCCAUGAUCUCUUAUCUUACUCUUUUGCUUUUAUCGUUCUUUGAUAAUUGUUUAUAUUAAACAGGGUAAUCUUAUGUGUACAAUAAUAAGAUUAAGAGUAGCUCGAUUGUAACAAUAGCCGUUUCCAUCCUCUCUCGUACCAUGAACAUGUUUUUAAGAUAUACGUAUGCUUUAUUUUUCUAGCUCAAGAUUUGCGCAUUAGUAGGUACAAAUGUUAUAUCAAAUGUUAUAUCAAAGCUAUAAAACAGAAGGACUAUGUGACAAAAGAAAUCAUUUUGAAAUAUAUACAGCGAUGAAUUUGAGUUCAAUCCGAUGAUUUCGAUAGCGAUUCUUUUAGUAGCGUUUAGAGUAUAUGCUUCUUUCGUACAAAGUAUUUUUAUACUACAAAAAACUACAUUUAAGUCUUUUCGCACAAAUUUAGUUUGAUGAGGUGUUAAAUAAAAUUUUUUG